AUGCUACAAAAAUAUUUUGUUUAUAUUACAUUAUGGUUUUUAUUCCAAUUUAUAUUAAUUGAAAUAAAUUGCCUAAAUGCGCCUUAUACACUAAAGAAACGAGAUGAACAUACCGCAACGCUUGUUGAUAAUAAAUUGUAUAUUUUGGGUGGGUCCUUACUUAAUGAAGUUGGAAAAGAUUUUUUUUAUAUCGAUUUUUCUGUUUCAUUUAAUAUUCAAAAUUUAUUAUUGAUCGAUUUAUCAAACAUUAAUACUGUCCCUUCACACUUUGGUGCUGCGUCUGCGAGGGGUGGUGCAAAUAAUGAUACAUUAUUCAUAUGCGGAGGAAUCGGAAAUGUCACAGUUGAUAAAGUUGAAUUGGUUUACUCCUUUAACCUAAAAAGUAAUUCAUGGAGUAUUCCAAAAAUAACUGGUCAAUCUCCCAUUAGUUUAUUUGCUGCUGAGACAGGAAUUAUAAACUAUAAUGGAAUGAUGUAUUUCUGGGAUGGAAUUGUAUCAAACGUUAAUAUUUUAGACACUAUAAAUUUAAUUUGGAAAAAAGGAAGUUCGAUCGGUGCACCAAAAGGUGGAUUAGGUAGCGCUGCUACUUUAUUGCCUGAUAAUAAAAUAAUUUAUAUGGGCGGUAUUGGUGAUAAAUCAACAUUAAUGAAUCUGGUUUACAUAUAUGACACAAUAAAUGAUUUUUGGAGUACGAAAAUAACUUCAGGAACUAUACCUCCUAAUAAAAUUGGUUCAACUGCCGUUCUUGGACUAGAUGGCCAAAGAGUAAUUGUUUUUGGAGGUAUUCCAACUGCUGAUAUUGCUAAUGCACCUAAAAUUCCACUUUAUGAAUUAAAUCUGAUAACUUUUGAAUGGCAUAUUCCGAAAACUUCCGGAUCAACUCCAGCAUCCCGAGAGAAUCAUAGAGCAAAUGUAAUUGGAAAUUAUAUGGUGAUAACAUUUGGAAUAUUUUAUUCUGAACCUGAAAAUGACAUUUUAUUACUUGAUAUUAGUAAUGUCGACGAAUAUAUAUGGACGAAUGAAUUUAAUCCUUCAUCAAGUAUUGUAAAAUCGUCACUACCUACAGUGCCCACAAUACCUACAAAACCGUCACCUUUACCAACAAUUUCUUCGCAACAAUAUAUAUCAAGUAAUAAUUCAAAUAUUGUUGGCGCAAUUAUAGGAUCUUUGAUUGCUGGUGCUUUAUUAUCCUUUGUAGGCUCCUAUUUAUACAAAUGGAAUAAAAAUAGAAAUAAAGAUGGGAGUAAUCUUAACGAUAAUCAAGCUAAUACUAAUAGUCAAGCUAAAAGAAAUUAUUAUCCUGGACAAGAAGCAGUACAACCACCCGCUCCAGCUUCAGUUAUUGAUAGGAGCUAUUAUCAUGGACGAGAGAUUCCUAAUAACGAAAUACAAGAACUUAAACAAGAGAUUCAUGAUUUGAGACAAAUAAUUUUGCAAAGUAAUAAACAGUCUACUAGUUCUAUGGGAAAUAAUUAA
Messenger RNA from Rhizophagus irregularis DAOM 181602=DAOM 197198, 1476 nucleotides. RefSeq lists its product as uncharacterized. Gene Ontology annotation, molecular function: protein binding. The record is from RefSeq and is a predicted model, not a curated record. NCBI's taxonomy places the organism in Eukaryota, Fungi, Glomeromycota, Glomeromycetes, Glomerales, Glomeraceae.